CCGCAACCCACGCAGAGGCGAGGGACAUCGUGGUGGGGGGCAAAAACGGGUGGACGUUCCAGCUCAGCACGUGGAAGCCCAACCCGCCUGCUCGUGCAGGCGACGUGCUUGUGUUCAAGUGGGUUGGCAAGCACGACGUGUGGCGGAUGAACGGUGCUGCGGCGUACAGGACGUGCAACUUUAAGGCUGCUACGAAACUGACGCAGCAGACUGUUGGUGGCAAGUACAG
Molecule: messenger RNA, 229 nt
Organism: Closterium sp. Yama58-4
Lineage: Eukaryota; Viridiplantae; Streptophyta; Zygnematophyceae; Desmidiales; Closteriaceae
Source: the annotation of a GenBank genome assembly